Dovyalis caffra is the source of this 1404-nucleotide messenger RNA. NCBI's taxonomy places the organism in Eukaryota, Viridiplantae, Streptophyta, Magnoliopsida, Malpighiales, Salicaceae. The record is from the annotation of a GenBank genome assembly.
AUGGCAACUCAAAACCCUGACAAAAAAUCAUCCCUCUACCCACAAGUAAUCCAAUCAGAUCCUGAGCCUUUAUUCACCUCCUUCUCUUCUACCUCAUGCUCAAAUCUCUACCCCAAAAUUGUUCCAGAAGACCUCGUCGAAAACCUUUUUCCUGAACAUGAACAUUCACAACAACAAUAUACACGCGCGCAAUUACACACUCACGCGCUACCCUCCGCCCCACCAGAGGUUAUUGAGCAAGUUUUGGUAAAAAUCCCAGGUGCUAUUGUUAAUCUAAUUGAUAAAAACUAUAGUAUAGAGCUUGCUGCCGGAGAUCUCUACAUCAUUAGGCUUAUUCAAGGAAAUAAUGUUGUGGCUGUUCUAGCCCGAGUUGCUGAUGAAAUCCAGUGGCCAUUGGCUAAGGAUGAGGCUGCUGUUAAGCUUGGUGAUUCCCAUUAUUUUUUCUCCCUUAGGUUGCCUAAGGAGAGUUGCCUAUCGGAUUCGAGCGAUGAGGAGGAUGAUAAGAGGGAGAAAAGGGGUGGUGAUGGGGAUAAUAUAUUGAAUUAUGGAUUGACAUUUGCCUCGAAAGGGCAAGAAAGGCUGUUGUUGGAGUUUGAUGAGCUUUUGGGGAGUUAUAGUUGUUUUUCGGUGCAGAAAAUAUCCGACAAUGCGAAGGAAUUGUUGGAUGAGAAGGCGGCGAAGGAUAUUUCGCCAAUGGAUUUGAAGUUAGGAGGGAAAAAGAAGGAGAUUUUGGAGGGGAAAUGUGCUGCGUAUUGGACUACAUUGGCUCCUAAUGUGGAGGAUUAUAGUGGGACUGCUGGUAAGUUGAUUGCGGCAGGGUCAGGGCAGUUGAUUAAGGGGAUUUUGUGGUGUGGAGAUGUGACUAUGGAUAGGUUGAAGUGGGGGAAUGAGGUUAUGAAGAAGAGGAUGGACCCGAAGGAGAAAUCGGAGAUUAGUCCUGAUACUUUGAAGAGGAUCAAAAGGGUUAAGAGGAUGACGAAAAUGACUGACAAAGUAGCAAAUGGACUUCUCUGUGGGGUGGUGAAAGUAACUGGAUUUUUCACAGGUUCUGUUGCAAACUCAAAACUUGGCAAGAAAUUCUUUGGCCUUCUGCCAGGGGAAAUUGUCCUUGCAUCCCUGGAUGGAUUUAACAAGGUGUGUGAUGCUCUUGAAGUAGCUGGACGAAAUGUGAUGUCAACAUCAUCCACUGUGACAACUGAACUUGUCUCCCACAGGUAUGGUGAAGAAGCAGCUGAAGCUACAAAUGAAGGGCUUGGUGCUGCAGGGCAUGCAAUUGGGACUGCAUGGGCCGCAUUCAAAAUCCGAAAGGCAUUUAACCCAAAAAGUGUACUGAAACCCAGUUCACUGGCCAAGUCCGCUGCUAAAGCUGCUGCUGCUGAGAUAAAGGGAAAAAAAUCCAAGUAA